GACCAGCGAUGGACAGAGUACCAAUCUGGCUUCUCUUCUCUGCUGCAGUGGACCAGACAACAUACAGCCCUCAUGACCAACAGGAGCUUCCCCCACAAUCCUGUGAAUCUCAAGGCACUUUACAAUGAAUAUGUCCACUUCAAAGAAACAGAGGUUCCUGCAAAGGAGAGAGAGAAGAGCUACAUUGAGCACCUUUACAAGCUUCUGGAGGCGUGGAUAGAGUUCGGGCGCAUUAAGCUGCCUCAAGGGCUACACCCUAAUGAUCUGGAGGAGGAAUGGGGAAAACUGAUCCUGGAGAUGUUGGAGAGAGAGAAAGCACUGAGGCCUGCUGUGGAGAGGUUGGAGUUACUCCUACAGAAGGCCAAUAAGAUCCAGAACAUGGCUCUAGAUUGUGAGGAGAAACUCACGUUGGCGAAGAACACUUUGCAGGCUGACUUGUCUCAGCUAGAGAGUGGGCAGCCGGUGCGGUGUGAGAAUGAAUUGGGGAUGUAUCUGCAGGACUGUGAGGCUUUAGUCAGACAGCUUCACCUUGACCUGCAGGUCCUCAGAGAUGAGAAGUACUACCAAUUGGAGCAGCUGGCUUUCAGGGUGUCAUGUCUGCAGGAGGAGCUGGUCUCUUUGCGCCUGCAGUGUGCCAGUGUGUACAGGAAGGGUCAUUUCUCCACAGGGGGUCUGCUGGGAGAGCACGUGGGUCAGAGGGGUUCUUCAGGCGGUCUGGCUACACUGGGAGCACAGACGCUUCUGGGAGCAGUGGGAGCUGCGGCAUCCCUGCUCAGACGGCCGAUGUCUCGUGCGGACCUGUUAGCCAUGUCUUCCUCUGAGGAUGAAGGCAGUCUGCGCUUCAUCUACGAGCUGCUGGGGUGGGUGGAAGAGACGCAGGACUUGCUGGAGCGAGCUGAAUGGGGUUCUGAUCUGCCCUCUGUAGAACAGCACCUGCAAGACCACCACAUCAUUCACACGGCAGUGGAAGAUCUUCUGAAUAGCCUCAAAGAGGCUCGAAACUAUGAGUCAAGGGUCUCACCUAAUUUAAGUAGCAGUUACUCUGAGACUCUAUCCAAGCUGGAGAACCAGUAUUGCAAGCUGCUGGAACAUUCGUCAUGGCGACUGCGUUGCCUAGAGAGCCUUCGAGCUUUUGUGUCCCGCUGCACUGAGGAGCUGAUCUGGCUCAAUGAGAGGGAGGAGGAGGAGCUGGCCUUCGACUGGAGCGACAGCAACACCAACAUGGCUGCCAAAAGAGAGCAGUAUUCUGACAUGAGGUCAGAGCUGGAGGAAAAACAGGAAGUGAUGCACUCUCUCCAGGAGACAGUUGACCACCUGUGUCAGGAGAACCACCCAGCCAAACAAACAGUGGAGGCCUACAGUGCUGCCCUACAGACGCAGUGGCAGUGGAUCAAAGAGCUCUGCAUAUGUGUGGAGCAGCAUCUCAAGGACAACACUGCCUACUUCCAGUUUAUGAGUGAUGCACGGGACUGUGAAAACUAUCUACGGCAGUUACAAGACACCAUUAAGAGACAGUAUACCUGUGAUAAAAACAGCAGACUAGGCAGAUUGGAAGACCUGCUGCAGGACUCCAUGGAGGAGAAAGAACAAUUGAUUGAAUACCGCAGCACAGUGGCCAGCCUUGUAGGCCGAGCCAAGUCUGUAGUCCAGCUCCGUCCACGCAGUGCAGAUAGUAACCUGGGCACCAACACGCCCAUUCGUGCCAUCUGUGACUACCGACAAAUAGAGGCCAACUCUCAGAUCACGAUCAGCAAAGGGGAGGAGUGUGUAUUGGAGGAUAACUCUCAGAGGACUAAGUGGAAGGUCAUCAGUCCCACAGGAAAUGAGGCCAUGGUGCCAUCUGUGUGUUUCACCAUUCCUCCCCCUAAUCAGGAAGCCAUCGACACUGCCAUCAGAAUGGAGCAGAUGUACCAGAACGUCAUGUCUCUAUGGCACCAGCUGCAUGUCAACAUGAAGAGCGUGGUCUCCUGGCACUACCUGCAGAAAGACAUACUAAAUAUUUCCUCCUGGAGUCUGGACACAAUGCGCUUGCAGGCUCCAGCAGAGAGGCAGCAGGCUUUAGACAACCUUGACGCCCACUUGUCCGACUUCCUUACGGACAGUCGCGAGAGUUCCCUUUUCACGCCAGCUGAACGCUGUGAGCUAGAGCGAGAAGCUGAGAACUGCCGGGAACAUUGCCAAGCACUGCAGGUCUCUUUGGAGACAGUGGAGAAGGAUGAGUUGGCCUCUCGUGCUUACCUCUCAGAGCUGCAGAGCAUCAAGUCGCAUCUGGAGGAUGCAGAGAGCAGACUGAUGCGUGGCAUACAGACUCCACACCCCAGCACAAUAUCAGGAGACAAUACAGUUCACAUAGCAGAGCAAGAGAAACUGCAGCAGGAUCUGAAAGGACUUCAGUCAGAUUUGGGUGAGGUGUCUCGUCGCUGCGUGAGCUUCUUUGAGGAGAAGCCUUCCUCUUCUAGUGUGCCUGUCCUACGCUCUGAGCUCAACCUGGCCAUAGAGCACAUAGAGAAACUCAACUCCCUGUCCUCUGUUUAUCUGCAAAAAUUGAAGACGGUUGAUGUGUUGAUGAGAAGCCUGCAGGCUGCAGAAAGUCAGGUGAGAAAGUAUGAGAGUCGACUGAGUGAAGAGGAUAUUGUGCCCGCUGAUACUGCUGCAAUCCAGGCCUUGGGAGAGCAGUUAAAGAAAUGGCAUUCAGAGCUGGAGGAGCAGGAUCACAUAUUCAAGAGUCUGAGUUUAGAGGUCCAGCAGACUAGAGAGGUCAGAAACCAGCUCAACCAACUGCACCCUGACCGCAGCCCUGAACUGGACCGCUAUCAGGAGAAAGCGCAACAGCUCACAGAGAGGUGGAGUGGAGUGAGCAGGCAUAUGGAGACACGGCAAGCGGAUCUGGAGAUGCUGGGUUCAGUGCUGCAGCAGUACAGAGAAGGCCACACCUCUCUUAUCCACUGGAUAGAGGAGACCACCAAAAAACAGGAGAACACGCAACCCGAGCAGACGGACAGCAGAGCUUUGUCAGAACAGCUCGCACAGCAAACAGCCUUGGUGGCUGAGAUAGAACAGAACCAGGUCAAACUGGAUGAAUGCCAGACGUACUCUAAACAGUACUGCGCUGCUGUUAAGGACUAUGAACUCCAACUUAUGACGUUCAGAGCUUUUGUUGAAUCAACCCAGAAGUCCCCUGUGAAAAGGAGGAGGAUGCACUCUUCAUCAGAUGUCAUCACACAGGAGUUUAUGGAUUUACGCACACGCUACACAGCUCUGGUUACCCUGACAACGCAACAUGUCAAGUAUAUUAGUGAUGCACUACGGCGACUAGAGGAGGAAGAGAAAGAGGUGGAAGAAGAGAGGCAGGCACGAGUGGGCCAGGUCUCAGAGCUGCUCGGCUGGGUCAAGGGCCUACAGGAGCACACUGGCAGAUCUGCCAAGCCAUCACUUGCUGCACAGCAGGCUAUUAGUGAGCAGUUAGCAGCUAAAAAAGAGGAAGUUGCUGAAGCUAUCAGGAGCACCCAAGUUUUCCUGAUGUCAAAACAGGCCAGCAAGCUGUCUCCUGAAGAGCGUGCACAGGUGGUCUCCCAGCUGGAUGAACUGACGGCCACCUACACUCAACUGUGUGACAGUUCUAACGCACAGUUGCAACAACUUGAGGAGCAGCUGGCCAAAGAGGAGAAGCGCAAGGGCCAAGAAGUCAUCGCUGGAGUAAUUGACCUUGGCACCAUGGAAACCUUUCCAGUUUUCCAGGCAGCUCAGCGUGGCCUCAUAGACCAAGACACCUGUCAUGUACUGUUGGAAGCACAGGUUAUCAUGGGUGGUCUAUUCCAGUAUGACUCCCCUGAUAAACUGUCAUUAGAUAAGUGGCUUUCCAGUGGUUUGAUUGAUAAACAAACUUACCAAUCACUGGAAGAGUUAGAGACUGCCCUUGGUCUUGUCAACACAGUAAAAUUUGCAGAGGGUCAGGAAUUACCAGUCGCCACUGCUAUGAAAGAAGGUGUCAUAAAGCAGCUGGUGGGACUACGUAUACUUGAGCUGCAGAUAAGCACUGGCAGCCUGAAGUUUGGUCCCAAUGGAGAAAUGGUCAGCCUGGAUAAUGCAAGGGAGAAGGGAUUGUUAUCCCCUGAUCUUUGUCAAAAGCUGCAAUCCUGUCUUCACCGGCGAGAACUUAUUGAUCCAAAUACAGCAGAAAAACUAAGUCUGGUUGAAUUUCAACAGCGUUGUGUUGUCAAUCAAGAGACGGGUCUGCGCUUCUUUCCAGUUAAACAGAAGCCAGGAGGAACUGUCUGCUUAUGCUCUGGCAGAAAGGUGGGAAUAUUCUGUGCUGUUCAAGAGGGGCUUAUCGACCGGCAUGUCACAGUUCGACUUCUGGAGGCUCAGUUGUUUGCUGGAGGUAUCACAGACCCCCGCUCGGGACACAGAUUGACUGUUAAUGAGGCUGUCCGGCAUGGCCUAAUGGAUCAGGACUUGGCCUGCACCCUCAUGACAAGACAGCUACAAGCAGGGGGAAUAAUAGAUCCAAUCAGUGGGGAGCGUCUAGAGUUGGAUGAAGCCAUAAAAAGAGACCUUCUCUCUCCUCGCAUAGCCUUACAUGUACUUCAAUCUCUCCAGUCUUUCAUGGCAAUGAUGUGGCCAGAAUCAGGGGAGUUGCUUCAUGUAAGUGAGGCACUUCAGCAGGGUGUUGUCAAUAGAGAGCUUGCUGCAAAAGCCCUGAGAAAACGUCAUUCUGUUGGUGCAGUAUAUCUCCCUGAGAGUGGACAGGUGGUCCCUCUGCAUCAAGCUGAUAAGAUACUUAAGCCUCAGGCAGUGGAGAUCCUAAAACAGAUCCAGGUUCCAGAUGUCCUUCCCAAUGUGACUCAGUCAAGUUCCUCAUAUAUGAAGCGAUUGAGUUCUGGAUCUGCCUAUUCUUCAUCACCCCCUGCUUCACAUGCAGAUGUCAAUUACGACUUUUCCAUCAUGGAGGAAGGUAGGUCAGAAGAACAGGUUCAAUACCACCUUCUCACUCAAGUGAUGACACACAGCUACAUUGAUGCUCACUCAGGAGAACGUCUAGUCCUACUAGAACCUGAACUGGUAGAACUAAUAUGUGAAAAUGUUAAAACCACAAAUCUUGUCAGACCAGUCCAACACAAAAUCUGUGAUAACAUUAGAGUUACAAUGGACAGCGAAGCUAUUAGUGGGAUUGAAGAGGAAGAACAUGAAGAACCCAAAAUUAUACAAUAUGAUAUUGCCUGCAAAGACUCUUAUUUGGAAGAGACUAUAGAAAUGUCAGGGGAAGAUCUUGCACCCUUGAUGGUCACCAACAAAACCUUUAAAGAGCCUUUGCAUAAAGUAGUUUUGCAAGAGAAAGUUCUAUCAUCAGAAGAGUAUGAACAACCCAAGAUAAAAGGUAAAAUUGUCUGCAAGAUCACUGAUAUAGGAGAGACAGUAGAAAGAACAGAAGAUCUUGUACCAUUGACAGAAACAAACAUAGCUUUUAAAGAGCUUUCAAAUGAAGAGAUUCAAGAAGUUUUGUCAUCAAGAGACUAUGUAGAACCCAAGGUUAAAAAAGGUGACAUUGACAGGAAGAACACUGACAUGGGUAAGACUAUAGAAGGAGCAGUGGAAGAUGUUGCAUGCUUGACAGGCACAGACAGAACUUUUAUAGAGCCUUCACAUGCAGAGGUUUGGCAUGAGAAUGUUCUAUCAUCAAGAGAAUGUGAAGAACCCAAGAUUAAAAAAGAUGAAAUUGAGAGCAAUAAUACUGUUGUGGGUGAGUCUAUCGAACUGGCAGAGAAAGAUCUUCCACACUUGGUGAGUAAAGACAGACCCUUUAUAGUGCCUUCACAUAAAGAGAACUGGCAAGAGAAAGUUUUGUCACCAGGAGGACAUGAAAAACCCAAGGUUUUAAAAGGUAAAAUUGCCUGGACAAACACUGAUAUAAGUGAGACAGUAGAAAAAGUAGAGGAAGAUCUUGCACCCUUGGCAGGCACAGCCAGAGCUUUUAUAGUGCCUUUACAUAAAGAGAACUUACAAGAGAAAGUUCUAUCGUCAGGACAAUAUAAAGAACCCAAGAGUAAAAAAGAUGAAAUUGCCAGCAAGAAGACUAACAUAGGUGAGACACAAGAUCUUGCAGCUUUAAAAGGCUCAGAAAUAACCUUUAUAGAGACUACACAUGAAGUUGUUUGGCAAGAGAAAGUUCUGUCAUCAGGAGAGUAUGAAGAACCCAUUAUUAUGAAAGGUAAAAUUGCCUGGAGGAACACUGGUAUGGGUGAGAUGAUAGAAAAAGCGGAGAAAGAUUGUGCACCCUUGACAGACGCAGACAGAGCUUUUAUAGAGCCUUUAAAUAAAGAGAAUUUACAAGAGGAAGUUCUUUCAUCAGGACAAUAUAAAGAACCCAAUAUUAAAAAAGAUGAAACUGUCAGCAAGAAGACUAACAUAGGUGAGACACUAGAAAGACCAGAGGAUGUUGCAGCUUUAACAAGCUCAGAAAUGAACUUUAUAAAGCCUACACAUGAAGUUGUUUGGCAAGAGGGAGUUCUGUCAUCAGGAGAAUAUGAAGAACCCAUGAUUAUGAAAGGUAAAAUUGCCUGGAAGGACACUGGUAUGGGUGAGAUGAUAGAAAGAGCAGAGAGGGAUCUUGCACCCUUAACAGGCACAGAAGGAACUUUUAUGGAGCCUUCACAUGCGGUUUUACAAGAGAAAGUUCUGUCAUCAGGAGAAUGUGAUGAAUCUACAAUUUUAAAAGGUAAAAUUGCCUGGAGGUAUGCUGAUGUGAGAGAGACAAUAGAUAGAGCAGAAGGAGAUCUUGCACCCUUGACAGUCACAGAAGGAACUUUAAUGGAGCCUUCACAUGAGAUUUGGCAAGAGAAACAUUUGUCAGGAGAAUGUGAUGAACAUAAGAUUAAAAAAGAUGUUAUUGACAGGAAGAACACCGAAAUGGAUGAGACUAUAGAAAGAGCAGAGGAAGAGCUUCCACUCUUGACAGCCACAGUAAGAGCCUUUAUAGAGCCUUCACAAGAAGAUUACUGGCAAAAAAAAUUUCUGUCAUCAGGACUAUAUGAAGAGCCCAAGAUUAAAGUAAAUAAAAUUGCCAAUAUGAAGACUGAUCUGGGUGAGACUAUAGAAAAGACAGAGGAGCAUCUUGCACCCUCGACACUGAAAGACCUAAACUUAACAGUGCCUUUUCACACAAGCUCAACUCUACUGAAGACUAUAUCAGAUAAUGGGGCGCCCUCUCAGAAUCAAAUUAUAGAUUCAACAUUAAAUGAGUCUAAAAAAAAGCAAACACUUGUCCUGGAACAAGCAGAUAGUAGUGGGGUAUUUCUAGAGAUAACGGAACAAAAAAUGUUUGACAUGAGUGAAGGCAGUGCACAUACUUCACUACAAGAUACUGUAAAUGUAAGACAGUAUGAUCAGCUGAAUGUCAAACCAGAUGAAGCCAAGACUGCAAAACAGCCAGAGGAACUAAACAAAAUGGUUGAACAUGAGGAAAAUAAAAUAAUCUUUUAUCAGCCUGGUAAUGAUGAGAAAUUAUACCCUUCAGAAAGGAAGACUUUGUCAGUGGAACUAAGUGAUGAUGAUGUGAAGCUUGGGAGUACGGCAAUGGAUCUGCAACAAGGGGGUCUUGUAACUGUAGGUGGCCAGAAAGUUCUCUUGGAUGAAGCUCUGGCACAGGGUUUGCUUCCAGGGCACACUGCUAUUAAGCUUAUGGAAAAAGCUGGUCUCUUUGGUGGUUUUCUGGAUAUUAAAGCCUGUAAGUCACUUAGUGUUGAGGAUGUGAUGCAAGAAGGCCUGUUGGAUGAGGACUUGAUGGCCCGUGUUCGUCAUUCAGAAAAUAUAUUAGCCGGUGUGAUUGAUGUGGAGCAUGGUCGGCUUUGCUCAGUAAAGGAAGCUGCUGAGGCAGGCCUGUUGGACUCUGAUACGGCUGUUCGACUUAUUGAAGCCCAGGUUGUGUCAGGGGGAAUAGUUGACCUACGAAGAGACAAGAAGGUAUCAGUUACCCUUGCAGCCAACCUUGGGUUGAUUGAAGAAGGUAGGAAAGAGAAGCUUCUUUCACUGGAAAAGUCAUGCAGAAGAAAAUGUUCAGAUCAAAAUGCAGUGCAAACCAAGUUUGCACUACAGUUACAAAUAAAAGGAGUGGUGGACCCAAAAACCGAAAAGCCUGUCCCACUGGAACAAGCCCUUCAAACUGGCUUAAUUGGACAGGAUGAGGCUCAGAUGAUUCUAUGCCAGCAGGUUGCAGAAGGUGGUAUUGUGCAUCAUGGCUCUGGUGUUCGCCUUACUGUUGUGGAUGCACUACACCUGGGUCUCAUAAAUCACACAGUCGCUCCAAAGUUGAUGGAACUGGAAAAGGCUUUCAAAGGCCAAGAGCCAUGUAGUUUGGAUCAAGACACUUCAUUUCUUCAGGCCUCUACAGGUUCUAUUUAUGAUGAUGCAUCAAAAAGCAGGAUUACUCUGAGCGAGGCUGUUUCUAAAGGCCUUCUAGAUGAUGAAACGGCAAAUAAAGCUAUGGCCUCACCCAAUGUGAAGAGCGGAUUGUUGGACCCUCAUAAAGCUUGUGUUGUGUCAUACUCUGAGCUGAUAAACCAGGGUAAAAUUGACAUUGAGACAGGACAGAGAUUCCUUGAAGUGAGACCUUUCAGGGGUGUUCCACAUAAACAAACUGAUGAAAUGAUGACCUUACCACAGGCAAUUAAGGCAGGCCAAGUAGAUCCCAUACCAGCAGUGAGAGUAUUGCAGAGUCAAGCAGAUUCUGGGGGUAUCAUUAACAUUUAUAGUGGAGAGCGUUUGCUUCUUCCAGAGGCUAUAAAUAAAGGCUUAGUUGAUAAAGACAUGGCUAAAUGUAUUGCUACAAAUCAACUCUUGAAAGGGGGGUUGCUCAGUCCAGCCAGUGGACAGAGGGUCUCCAGCAUUACUGAGGCAGUUGAAUAUGGGCUUAUUUCGACAGAAAUGGCUGCAGAACUUCAACACAGCAUGGGCCUUGUAGAUGAAGAUGAGAGGAAAAGUUCCAAAAUACCUGCUUCUUUAACGAAAGGACCAUCUAGUUCUUUUUUUCCUGAGAUGAUAUCAGAGCGGGUCAGUCCUAAUAAAAUGUCACUUGAGAAAAGUCUAUUGAAUAUACCAUCCCCACCAUCAUCAUAUCUUACAGAGGCUGAAAUAAAAGAUGCAGAUCCUCUGAAAAAAGAGGAGCUUGAAUCUUUUGACGUCCGUCCUGAUUUACAAAGUAAGGAACAAUUGGUUGAUGCAGUGAUGCAGGACAGCAAUGAUACAUCAUUGGAGGUUCUGACAGAAUUUACCUUGAAAGCAGAAAAGAGACUUCAGCAGGCCAUUAAAGUGAUAAAGCCCACAGAAAGCGAAUAUAUAAAAUCACAGCCAAUUCAAAGCCCUGAGCAACCUGAAGAGAUUACUGACAUCAAAUUGCAAAAGGUGGAAGUUAAGAACUCAACAGCUUUACUUGACAACACCACAGAGUUGGAAAUCCAGAGGCAGACAGUAAAUAAAUCUGCAGUUUCUACUGCCAUAUUAUUAGAAAGCAGUGAUAACAGCAAGGAACAAGUCCCAUCUACAGAGCAAACAAAAGGAGAGAGAAAGAUCCAAAGGCAGACAGUAAGUGAACCUGCAAUCAAUUUAUCAAACACUGAUGAUGGCUUGCAAAACAAGGAACAAACCGCAUCUAUAGAGCAAAUUGAAGGGCAUAGUUUCAAGCUAGAAGCAGAUCAGUCAGUGUCCAAACAAGAGAAAAUCAAGGACAGCCAGGAGACUGGAUUGGAUCCUUAUGCUUCUACACCCACAAGGCCAGUUAAGGCAUCAGGAAAAAAGAAAGGCAGAGGGAAAAAUGUUAAGCAAUAUAAAAUGGAAAUUGAUGUAAAGCCACAAGUUUCAGACACCGUAGCCAGGAUUUCACCUAUAGAAAAAGCAGAAGAUGAUGGACAAGGUGGCUUUACCACUAGUCAAAAGCCUAUUAUGAAAGACGAUGAAGAGAAGGUGAUUGAAGUACAGCUAUCAGAGACACCCCAUGCAAGUGGUAUCCUUACACCUGUGACAGGGAGUGAUGAGACUGUGCAAGGCAAAUAUUUGGAAGUAGGUGUGUAUAGAACUCCUAAUGAAACUGAAACCUCCAACCGUGAGUCUGAUCAUGAAAGCAAUGCAAGACAGAAAGAGAAGACUCUAACACAGCACAGUGUCACAACUUGCAUGGCAAAAACUGACCAGGGUCAGGAGGCUAUUGACGUCUCUAAGGACCUUGCCACUGAUAUAUCAGAAAAGAAGAGAAAGAAGAAAAGCAAAAGUAAAAAAGUUAAGCAAGUGUGUAUUGUUGAAGCAGAAGGAGUAGAGAAAAGAGAUGAUGAGACUGAGAAAGAGCAUAAGACUGUGAUCCAUGAGGUCGAACUUCAAAGCAGUCAAUCAGAUGAGAAAGAAAGUAUGAAGCAACUUGAGAAAGCCAAUCAGGCAAUGGCACAGAAGGAAAAACUUUUGAUGAAAGCUAAGGAAAGCAUUCUUAGGAAGGUGUUUGAGCGAGGAGUGAGUGAAAAACAAGCUGCUGAAGAAUUAGAAGCGAUGCGUCAAGUAGCUAGUAAUGGAGAAUACCGCAUUACCACCCAAGAGGAAACUAUUGUAGAGAAGACAAGCUAUAAGCCUCCUCAAAGUAAGAAGAACGACAAUAAACUACACCAGACGGGGCAAGAAAUGAACAAAAGGUCAGUGCCAGACAUGGCAGAGAAUCUUCUACCUGGGUCUGAUAGCGAUCUAUGCUCCUCAGCUAAAGCACAGCUUCAAAAACAGGAAGAAGAUCAACAUGACAAGCAUACAAACACGGGAUUAAGUGGAGAUGAUAUGAAUCAGAAUAUUCCAUCUAUGAAAACCUCUGAUGACAUUGUGAACAUAAACCAGAAAGAACUGGUUCUAAUCCAGAAUUUAGAAGGGGAAACCAAAGAAAGAACAGCAGAAAAACAAAGCAUUGAGCCAUUAUAUACAGAUGAAAUGUUGAUAGAGCCUAUGAGUGAAUUGACCUUGCCAUCAAGCACUGCAGUGACUGACAGCCAUGAAAUUGCUAAAUCAAUAGCCCUCAAAUGUGUCUUUGACAUCCCAGCAGUGAAGGACUCCAAAGCACUUCUAUCAAGUGAGGUGUGUACUCCUUUACAAAAUACCAAAACAGCAGUGAAAAAGGUAAGCAGUGAAGUUCAUCAAGAAAGAAUCGAGGAGCCCCCUUUCAGUGAUUAUGAAGGCACAGAUGAACCUUCUAUACAACAAUGUAAAGUUUCUGGUCUACCCCAUAUGGAGGUGAUCCCAGAGUCUGCUACCAAACAGAAAGAAGAGGUGGAAGAAUAUGCAGAGGCUUUAGUGGAACCGCAGCCUGGAGAAGUUCAAAUUAAUAUUGAACAAAUAAGAAAAGACACCACAAAAGCUAGCAAGACCUCACUGGCUCGCCAAGAGUGCUUAGAACAUGACCAACAGAUUGUGGCUUUGCUUUCUAUGGUGAGACACAUUGAGGUCCGCCUAAAGCAGCAGCAGCAGCAACAGUCCGUUGGUCGAGGUCUCUCCACAAUCGAUGACAUAAUCAAACAGAUAGAGAUGCUUUUUCUGGAAAUUAGUGACCUGGAACCAGAAGUGCACAAGGACACUGAAGCAGCUACACAGCUGCUGGAGUCUUACCCUCAGGAUGUUCCACCUCAGCUGCUUAAGGCCCUGGAAAAAGAUGGGCGAAGCUUAGCUCGGGCUUACAGUGCAGCCAGGGACCUUGCCCAGAAUACUUUGCAGGGGUUACGAGCACAACGUGAUGCACUAAAUGAAGCUGUAAGCAGUCAGCUGAAAGCUUUACUAGAGCAAGUUGAUAAACUUCUUAUCUGGCUUAAGGAGACUGAGACACAAAUGCAGGAAGAAACAGGGGUACAUGGACAGACGGUGGCCGAGAUCACUCGAAAGCAACAGUUGUGCAAAAUGUUACAGAACUCUCUUGCUGCCCGAUCCAAUGAAGUCAGCAAUGUGGCGUUCAAUAUUCAGGUGUUUAUCUCUGAACAUGCUCAGGACCUGUUGCCUGAUCAGAGCAGGCGUCUCCUUGGACAACUGGAGCAGCUACAGAGGGUCUUUCACCAGGCUGUUGGUCUCAGUCAUGCCAGGGCAGAGGCACUAUCAGCCCAGCAGGCGAGAGAGAACCAACAAAUGAGGAAAGAACAGAAAGAAAAAGAAGAGAGAAUGGAAAAAGAGAGACAAACUACAAGGGAUAGAGAGGUUGUGCAGCAGCAGAAGGCAGAAUGCUGUCAAAAACUGGAGAAUCUCACAAUGUGGUUGGCUGGUGCUGCCAGCCUCUUGGCCAAUCAGAGAGUUGGAACCGAGUCAGAUGAUGUGAACGAGUUACAGCAGAAGCAAAGAGAGCUUAAGGAGGUGGAGAAGGACCUUCAGACCAAAAGUGACUUGUUGACUGAGACUAUCCACUCAGUGGAGGAGUUGCUGUCUGAGCAGGGUGACAGUUUGAGUCCUGAAGAGAGGGCCAAACUACAGGGGACUCUUUCACAAAUGAAAGAGAAGCACGGCUCACUUACAAACUCAGUCCGCUCUUCACUAAGUAAAGUAGACACUGCCAUUGUCACAACACUGCAACAGAACACACAAAGAGCUAAAGCAGAGGAGCAGAUGCAGGAGACACAGGAAAAAAUAGACACACUUCUCAGAGAAUUGUCAUCACUGGAUGACUCAAAGAGGAGGUCACUUGGCAACACUGUCACUGACACCCCAUCAUCUGUACCACCGGAGAAUGCUAUAAAUUCCCACAGUGACAUGCUUCAGAGUGAGCUGCAGCAGUUACAAGCUCAACAGGCUCACCUUCAGCAGGUGGCCCAGUCUGUACACUCUCUCCUGGAACAGCCCGACUCCAGUGUGCCGCCAGAGGAGAAACAGCGCUUACGGGCAAAACUAGAACAAUUACAGAAUCAGCAUCAGGAGCGCCUUCAGAACUGUCAGGACAGGCUGAGGCAGGCAGAGGCCCUCGGAGAUGAGUUUGCCAAGUUUGUGCAGGAGCAUGGGAACCUAGGGACAUGGCUGGAUCAGAGUGAACAAGAGCUACGUUCACUCGGUGAAGGGGAAACUGAUGCAAAGGGCCUAAAAGAUAGGAUUGAGGAGCACAAAAAGCUUGCAGAAGAUGUCAUCUGUCACAAAGCAGAUCUGCGCUUUGUGACAAUCUCUGGGCAGAAGGUUCUGGAUUCUAUCCAGGGGGCCUUGGAGAAGGUGGGCAGUAUGGAUCCAGCUCUGGAGGAAACCAGACACCUAGUGAGUGGCAAGCUCCAAGACGCCACACAGCGCUAUGGUUCAUUACACAGCAAGUCCUCAGAGCUUGGCACCCGUCUCUCAGGUCUCCUGGAGCGAUACCAACACUACCAAGAUGAGGCUGGCUCUUUAGUCUCCUGGCUGAGCACUCAGGAGCAAAAUCAGAGUGUAUUUAAAGCCAGCGGAGAGCAAACAGACACUCAGACAUUGCAGCAUACGCUCAGUACUGUACAGCUGUUGCAGGAUGAGUUGGCAGAGCGUUCGGUACAGCUUGAGAAGGUCAGGAGGGCAGGAAAAGAGCUGGUCAGCACUCAGGAGUCCCCUGCUCUCAAAAAUGCAGAUAUUAACAAUCUUACAGAUACUCUGGAGAAGCGCUUUGAAAUCCUGUCUAAUUCAGUGUCAGUGAGAGCCGAACUGCUUCAAACAGCUGUUGCCCAAUCAGUCAGCGUUCAGGAGGGGCUUAAAGCACUGCUGGCAUGGUUAGAUGGACUACCUUUAUCACCUGGCGCAGUCCAGGCCACCGCUCAAGCAGUUCAGGAUGCCCUGACACAAAAUCAGAAAAUACGUCAGGAGCUGCUUUCAAGGCAGGGCAGCCUGGAUGCAACUUUGGACUCUGUGUCCAAGCUUCUGAAGUCUGCAGAUGCAUCGACAGCGUCUGGCCUGCAGGGGGCACUACAGGACCUGAGUCAGCGCUACACUGCGGCCCAGGCCAAACAGGCUGAAAGAGAGACUGAGUUGCGAGGACUUUUGCCCAAGUUGGAGAGCUUUGAGCGACAGAGUGCAGAUCUCCACAGCUUUACGCAGAGUCGAGAAAGGGCUCUCAGCCCAGUAGGCCAACCUGACUGCAGUGUGGAUGACUACAGACAGACCAUAGAGGAGGUGAGAUCAGAAAUUACCCAAGAGUCGAGUCAAUUAAAGUCAUUUGUCGAGCUCGGUUCAGACCUAAGCCAGUCUGGGAUCCUUGCCAAUGUACAAAGCCUUCUGGACACAGCCAAAGAGGUUUCUGAGGACUUUGCACGUUUGGAAUCCAAUGUCAAUGAGAGAUUUGAUUCCAUCCAGAGCUGCGUCCAGCAACUGGCGGAGUUCCGCUCUCACUCUGGCUCGCUCCUCAGGUGGCUGCAGACAGUACAAGAACAACUUCCUGCCAAAGAGCCCAAUCUAAGCACAGAAAGCCUGCAGAGAAGAGCACAGCAGCUUAAAGAUCUACUCACAGAAUGGGAGACCCAAGGAAGCCAAGUUCAGGAGUUGAACAAGACCAGUUCACAACUGGAGAACUUGAUUAUUAACAUCACAUCCCCCAAGAACAAGGCUGGUGUUUCCCAGCUCAAUGGUGCUACCAGCCCCAACAGUGUUAAUGGCAUUCACACCUGUAAAGACUUGACUGAGAUCCAGGUGGCAGUGGCAGAUGUGAACUGCAUGUAUGAGCAGCUGGGCAGUGAUCUGAGGGAAAGGAAGGGUAGGCAAGAGGCCUCUCUUGACCUGCGGCAGAAGGCCAGGCAGGGCACUGAGGCACUCAUCCAGUGGCUGAGCCCCCGUGAACAGAGCCUGGCACAAGGGCAGACCGCCUCACCUUCUCGGCCAGAGGUGGUGCGUGCUCAAGCCCAAGAGACUAAGGUUUUGUUUUCUGAACUUGCCGAGCAUUCUGGGAAAGUGGAGGAUCUGAAGAACAUUCUCAAGCAGCUAAUAACAGAUAAUCCAGACUCUCCUGAAGCUGAGACAUGGAAACGUCAGCUUGAAGACAUAGACUCACGGUGGACGAAGGCCAAUCAGACUGCAGCACAGAAGCAGACUGAAUUGGAGGUGUGUGCUGAUAGGCUUGAUAGUUUUGCUGCAGCAGCCAGUCAGCUAGGACCAUGGCUACGAGAGAAAGAGCUGAUGAUGAGUGUAUUAGGCCCACUGAGUAUCGACCCCAACAUGCUCAACACACAGAAACAGCAAGUGCAGUUCAUGCUACGUGAGUUUGAGACACGGCAACCCCAGUUUGACCAGCUGACUCGGGCGGCAGAGGGAAUCCUCUCCCCGUCUGGAGACGAGGCUUCUAGAGAUGGACAGGACCUAGAGGAGGUGAGGCAGGAGCUGGCAGACGUUUCACAGCAGUGGGAAGACCUCACCGCUCGUCUCACCGGCCGUUCACAGCAGAUCGACCAGGCGCAGGGAACCAGCGAGUGCUACCUGGCCCUGCUCAGGGAGCUGUCUCAGAGCAUGGCCGAUCUAGGUGAGAGGCUGGAUGCGCAGACCUCUCUAAGCGCUCAGCCUGAAGCCCUGCGCCGUAGGCUUCAGGAAACUGGGGAGAUCCGUGCUGUGCUGGAACAGAGACGAGGUCAACUUGCCCAGGCUGAGCAGCUGUGUUUGGAGCUCAGCACAAUUGUGGCCGAACCAUAUCUCAGAGAUGAGUUACACAAGAGAUUGGAGAGUGUGAGUGGGCCCCUCAAAAACCUAGAAGAACGGGCUGCUGAUGGCUUGUCCCAGCUGCAGGCUGCCCUGUCCAGCACUCAGCAGUUCCAGCAGAUGUUUGACGAGCUUCGUGGCUGGUUGGACGGGCAGGCUGGGAAUCACACCGCUGGGGAUUCUGAAGGCCUUCCUUGCCAACCUGAUGCUCUAAAGACCCUUUUGGCCCAACAAGAGGAUCUCCAGCGAGCCAUAGCACAACAACGUGGAUCCUAUGAGCUCAUCCAGGCCGAGGGGACAUCUUUGCUAGCAUCCCUCCCUGCUGGAGAUGAGCGAUUAGCCCUACAGACUCGACUAAACACCUUAAGGCAAGACUGGGAGGGCAUAAACCAACAAACCUCUAAUAAACAUAGUCGAAUAAAAGAGACACUGUCCCGUGCUGAGCUGUACCAACAACAUCGCAAUGAGCUUGUACCUUGGGUUGCAGAAUGUGAGGAAAGGGAGGCAGAGAUCCACCCAUCACUGGAUCCCUCCACCUUAGACGAGGCUUUGCAAAAGGCUAGACAGUUGAGCCUAGACUUGGAUCGUCGUCGCCGCCUCUUAGAUUCUCUGAACAUGGCAGCAGAUCAGCUGCUGGAGCAGAGCUGUACUGGUGAAGAGGAAGUGAUGGAUGAAAAAGCCCAACUUAAUCGCAGGAUAGAUGGUCUCUCUGAGCGACUACAGGGACGCACGGCUCAGAUAGAAGAGUUGGGAAGCAGACUGAAGGAGUUUGAAGAUGGGAGACUGGCUGUGGAGAGAAGACUCGAGGCAGCCAGACAUCAGAUCGAGGUUCAGGAGGCGCUUGGGCCGCAAGCUUGUAGCAACAAAAGCCUGGAGCGUCUUCGUAGCCAACAAGAACUGUUAAACUCUAUACAGCCACAGGUAGUAUACCUGCAAAAUCUGGCUCUGGGGCUACUCCAGGAUGCGCCCGAGAUCUCCAGGGCCGGCGAAGAUGGUGGCCAGAGGCUGUUGCAGCAAGCUCGUGAUGCGGAAAAAGAGUUUGAAGAAGUUACUGAGAAGACAGAGCAAUGCUGCUUAUCCUUGGAGUCCCGGUUGCAAGGUGUGGGAGAGGUCCAGUCACAUGUUCGAGAUGUUUUCUCCCGCCUGGCUGAUUUGGACGAUGAGUUGGACAGCCUUAGCCCUGUGGGACGGGAUACUGACUCCUUGGCCUCACAGGCUGAUGCUGUUAGGGGCUUCCUGAGUCGACUCAGUGCCCUCCGUGCCGAGCUAGAGAGUCAUGGUGGAGAAUGCACGACUAUGCUGCGUAGAGAGGGAAGCUCUCCUGAUCUUCUGGCCCUCAGGCGAGAGACUGAAGCACUAAGCAGACAGGCAGGCAAGCUGGCAGAACGGGGCCAGAACCGUCUGGCACUCAUAGAAGCCGCAGAAGAGCGAAUGAAGGAGUUCUACGCCCGUCUAGCUGACCUACAAGGGUUGCUGGGACGGGCAGAGGAGGUGCUGGACACACAGGCCGUCGUGGGGACAGAAGUGGAGGUCAUCAAACAGCAGCUUCAGGAAUUCAAGGCCGUAGAAAGGGAGCAGAUAGACAGCAUUCAGCCUAAACUGCAACAUGUCAACGCUGUGGGUCAAGGUCUUAUCCAGAGUGCAGCUAAACACACUGACACUCAGGGCCUGGAACAUGACUUGGAGACCACCAACCUGCGCUGGAACUCCCUCAACAAGAGGGUUGCUGAAAGAAUCGCACAGCUGCAGGAGGCCCUGUUGCAUUGUGGGAAGUUCCAAGAUGCUCUGGAGCCACUCUUGAGCUGGCUUAGUGACACAGAGGAGCUCAUAGCCAAUCAGAAACCUCCGUCUGCUGAGUACCGUGUGGUCAAAGCACAAAUUCAGGAACAAAAGCUGCUGCAACGGUUACUGGAUGACCGCCUUGGGACAGUAGAAAUGAUCAGGGCAGAAGGAGAGCGAAUCGCUGCUACGGCCGAGACACAAGACAGAGACAAAAUCCAGAAACAACUUAAGAGCCUAGGAGAGAGAUGGACAAAUCUGCUGGAAAAGGCCAGUGCCAGGCAGCGGCAGCUAGAGGAGCUGCAGGUGUUAGCGCUGCAGUUCCACGAGGCAGUGGAGCCACUUGGUGAGUGGUUGAGCACAUCAGAGAGACGUCUGAGCUCCACUGAGCCAAUGGGAACCCAGACCUCCAAAAUCACACAGCAGAUUGUAAGGCACAAGGCUCUCCAAGAGGAGGUAUCCUCUCGGGAGAAUGAUGUAGACCAUCUUGAGACUCUCAGUCAAUCACUGCACCCGCUCAGCUGUGCGGCUGAUCGUGAUUGGCUGGGUGAACGUGUGGCGGCAGUGCGCAACGGGCACACGGAGCUGCAUGAUUGGUGCAAUCGGAGAGAGGCCAUGCUGGAGCAGGCCCUGGCCAAUGCACAGCUAUUUGGAGAAGAAGAGGUGGAAGUCCUUAACUGGCUAGCUGAGGUGGCGCAGAGACUGGCUGAGGUCUCAGUGCAGAGUUAUCAGCCGGAGCUACUAGAGCAGCAACACAAACACACACUGGCUCUUAAUGAAGAGAUUAUCAGCAGGAAGAAGACAGUGGACCAAGCCAUUAAGAAUGGACAGGCUCUGCUUAAACAAACUACUGGUGAGGAGGUCCUGUUGAUUCAAGAGAAGCUAGAUGACAUCAAAAGCCGCUACGCAGAGAUGACAGCAGGCAGCAGCAAGGCCCUCCGUACUCUCGAACAGGCCCUUCAGUUGGCCACGCGAUUUGCUAGCUCGCAUGAUGACAUCAGCCAAUGGUUGGAUAGCGUGGAGUCGGAGCUUAACAACAUUGAGCCAGACACAGCACCAGCCUAUCAGGACAGACAGAGGGAGCUGAAGUGCGUGUCUGCUGAGAAGAGGUUAGUUCUGGACACAGUGAAUGAGGUGGGCAGUGCUUUACUGGAUCUGGUGCCCUGGUGUGCACGGGAAGGCCUGGACCGCCUGGUCGCCGAUGCCAAUCAGCGCUACCGCCAAGCGGAUAUGUAUGUAUGUAUGUAUGUAUUGUAUUUGUGUGUGUUAUUGUUUCAGUAUGAGGAGGCAGUUGAUGCAGAGCUGACCUGGGUCGGAGAGACCGAGAGGAAGUUGGCGUCUCUGGGGCCUCUGAGUCUGGAGCCUGAUUUGACUGUGGCACAGCUCCAGGUGCAAAGAGCCUUUAACAUCGACAUCAUUCGUCACAAAGAUACUGUGGACCAACUCCUUAAGACACGAGAGGACAUCCUGGAGAGCUGUAGUGAACAGCAGAGAGAGGCUCUGAAGGUGAAGACAGACUCUUUAAGUGCUCGUUAUGAAGCAGUAAAUCAGAGUCAUGCUGAGCGCUUCUCAGCUCUAGAGCAGGCUCAGGUCCUGGUAGCACGGUUCUGGGAGACGUAUGAGGAACUUGAACCCUGGCUGGGUGAGACCGAGACUCUGAUUACCCAGCAAGCCCCUCCCGCCAUUGACACAGAAGCACUCAGACAACAGCAAGACCAGAUGAGGCUUUUGAGAGAGUCCAUCGCUGAGCACAAGCCUCACAUAGAUAAACUGCUAAAGAUCGGUCCACAGCUGGCAGAACUCAGUGCCCAGGAAGGGGCAACAUUGAGACAACGUUAUAAUGAAGCAGAGAGACGUUACCUCAGCAUCAAAGAGGAGGUCAAAGGUCAAGCCACAGCACUGGAUGAAGCCGUGUCACAGUCUGUCCAGCUGGUAGAGUUCCACGAUAAGAUGGACCCUCUUUUGGAGACUCUGGAAGGUGCAGUUCAACGCUUGCGGCAGCCACCUCCAGUGGCGGCUGAGGUGGAGAAGAUCCGGGAGCAACUUGCAGAGCACCGGGUUACAGGACUAGAGCUGGACAAACUCCUUCCAUCUUUCAGCGCCCUGUGUGCCCGAGGAGAAGAGCUCAUCGGUCGCGCCCCACACGACGAUCCUGCCGCCCAGGCGGUGCGUUCGCGACUCUUACGGCUGCGUUCUCUGUGGGAUGAGAUCAGGCAGAGGGCAGAGGAAAGAGAAGGAAAGCUUCAGGAUGUUCUAGAUCUCGCCGGAAAGUUCUGGGCCGACAUGGCCGCUCUGCUGAGCACACUUCGUGACUCUCAGGAUAUUGUGAAAGAUCUGGAGGACCCAGGGGUGGAUCCUUCACUUAUAAAACAACAAAUAGAGGCAGCCGAGGCCAUUAAGCAAGAGACAGAUGGGCUGAGGGAAGAACUGGAGAUCGUACGAACACUUGGAGCUGACCUCAUCUUUGCCUGCGGAGAGACUGAGAAACCAGAGGUCAAGAAGACCAUCGAUGAGAUGAAUGCAGCCUGGGAAGUCUUGAACCGCACGUGGAGAGAGAGAAUGGAGAGACUGGAAGAGGCCAUGACUGCCUCUGUGCUGUACCAGGAUGCUCUUCAGGGCAUGUUUGACUACUUGGACAAUGCUGUCAUCAAACUGUGUGACAUGCCAGCUGUAGGGACAGACCUCAGCACUGUUAAACAACAGAUCGAGGAGCUCAAGCAAUAUAAAGUGGAAGUUUACCAGCAACAGAUUGACAUGGAGAAGCUUUGCCACCAAGGAGAGCUGCUGCUCAAAAAAGUGAGCGACCAAACAGACCGAGACAUGAUUCAGGAGCCUCUCACUGAGCUACGCCACCUGUGGGAUAACUUGGUGGACAAAAUCACAAUCAGACAGCACAAACUGGAGGGUGCACUGUUGGCUCUAGGUCAGUUCCAGCAUGCUCUCUCUGAGCUGCAGUCUUGGCUCAGUCACACUCACGCCACACUGGACACCCAGCGACCCAUCAGCUCUGACCCCAAGGCCAUCGAAAUUGAGCUGGCUAAGCAUCAUGUUUUAAGAAACGACGUGCUGUCCCAUCGGGCUACAGUAGAGACGGUGAACAGUGCAGGCUCUGAGCUUCUGGAGUCCAGUCCUGGAGACGAAAUCAACCACCUGAGAGACCAGCUGGAUGAGCUCAACCGCAGCUGGAAGAACCUUCUGCUGAAGACUGAUGAGAGGCAGAAGCUUUUGGAAGCUGCCCUGCAACAGGCGGAGGGUUUCCAUGGAGAGUUGGAGGAGUUUCUGCUGUGGCUCAGACGCACAGAGAGUCAGCUGUCCGCUGCCAAACCCACAGGUGGCCUGCCUGAGACCGCCAGAGAGCAGCUGCAGCAACACAUGGAGCUUCAGGCUCAGUUGACCCAGAGGACUGAGCAGUACCAUCGGCUACUGGAUCAGGGAGAGUCCAUUCUGCUGGCCAGAGGAGGGGAGGAUGCAGGACCUGGUACCACCCAGACCCAGCAAAACCUGGCCAUGCUACAGAACAAGUGGGCCAGUCUCAAUACCAAAAUGGAUGACAGAAGGGAUAAACUGGAGGAAGCCGUCUCGUUGGCGACAGGAUUCCAGACCUCCCUGCAGGACACCAUAAACUGGCUGACACAGGCAGAGCAGACUCUCAACAUGGCUCAGCCACCCAGCCUCAUUCUCGACACCGUCCUAUUCCAGAUAGAUGAGCACAAGGUGUUUGUGAAUGAGGUGAACACUCACAGAGAGCAGGUUCUGGCUCUGGAGAAAGCUGGCUCUCAGCUGCGGUUUGCCAGUCUCAAACAGGAUGUGGUUCUCAUCAAGAACCUGCUGCUCAGUGUACAGGCCCGCUGGGACAAACUGGUGCAGAGAUCACUAGACCGAGGACGUCACCUGGAUGAGGCCCGCAAGAGAGCCAAACAGUUUCAUGAGGCCUGGAGGAAACUGACAGACUGGUUAGAGGAAGCAGAGAGCAGGCUGGACUCUGAGUUGGAAAUUUCUAAUGAGCCUGACAAGAUUAAAAUCCAGCUGGCCAAACAUAAGGAGUUCCAGAAGUCUCUUGGCUCCAAGCAGCCAGUGUAUGACACCACAGUGCGCUCUGGGAAGGCCAUGAGAGACAAGGCAACACUGCCAGCAGACACACAAAAACUGGACAACUUGUUGGGCGAGGUCCGUGACAAAUGGGACACAGUUUGUGGAAAGAGCGUGGAGAGACAACACAAGUUGGAGGAAGCCCUCUUGUUCUCAGGUCAGUUUGCUGAGGCUCUCCAGGCACUUGUUGACUGGCUAUAUCGUGUGGAACCUCAGCUUGCAGAGGACCAGCCUGUCCAUGGAGAUCUGGAUCUUGUUUCCAACCUAAUGGACUCCCAUAAGGUCUUCCAGAAAGAGCUGGGAAAAAGGACCAGUAGUGUACAGGCUCUGAAGCGGUCUGCCCGAGAGCUGAUGGAGACGGGCCGGGACGACACCGCCUGGGUCAAAGUUCAACUGCAGGAGCUUAGCAACCGCUGGGAAACAGUCUGUGCCCUGUCUGUUUCAAAACAGACUCGCCUCCAGCAGGCCCUCAAACAGGCAGAGGAGUUCCGCACAGCUGUUCAGAUGUUGCUGGAGUGGCUUUCGGAGGCAGAGCAAACUUUGCGCUUCCGGGGCGUCCUGCCAGAGGAGGUAGAGACGCUGCAGGCACUACUGCACACACACCGGGAUUUCAUGCAGACAGUGGAGGAGAAGAGAGUGGAUGUCAAUAAAGCUGCUGGCAUGGGUGAAGCCAUCCUAGCUGUGUGCCACCCAGACUGCAUCACAACCAUCAAACACUGGAUCACCAUCAUCAGAGCUCGUUUUGAAGAGGUGCUGACAUGGACCAAACAGCACGAGCAGCGCUUGGAGACGGCUCUGACUGAAUUGCUCAACAAUGCUGCACUACUGGAGGAGCUGUUGUCAUGGCUACAGUGGGCGGAGACCACACUGGUGCAGCAGGAUACUGAACCACUCCCCCAGGACAUUCCUCAACUGAAGACACUAAUUACAGAGCAUCAGGUGUUUAUGGAAGAAAUGACUCGGAAACAGCCUGAUGUUGACAAAGUGACAAAGACAUACAAGAGGAAACCAGCAGAACAUCCCAGCAGCCUGUCAGACAGGAGAGGGGCCCGAAAACACCAGCAACAACAGCACUCAGUACAGGUAACCGGUGGUAACCCUCGCCUCACCCAGCUCUGCUCCCACUGGCAACAAGUGUGGCUGCUCGCCCUUGAUCGCCAGCGCAAGCUGAAUGAUGCUCUCGACAGACUAGAGGAGCUUAAAGAGUUUGCCAACUUUGACUUUGAUGUGUGGAGGAAGAAAUACAUGCGCUGGAUGAACCACAAGAAGUCUCGAGUCAUGGACUUCUUCCGACGCAUCGACAAGGACCAGGAUGGAAAGAUCACUCGCCAAGAGUUUAUCGAUGGCAUCUUGGCAUCAAAGUUUCCUACCAGCAAGCUGGAGAUGACAGCUGUUGCUGAUAUCUUUGACCGUGAUUGUGAUGGCUACAUCGACUACUAUGAAUUUGUGGCUGCUUUGCACCCUAACAAAGAUGCUUACAGACCCACAACAGACGCUGAUAAGAUCGAAGAUGAGGUCACCAGACAAGUGGCCCAGUGCAAGUGUGCCAAGAGGUUUCAGGUUGAGCAGAUUGGAGAGAACAAGUACAGGUUCUUCCUUGGGAAUCAGUUCGGAGACUCACAGCAGCUGCGUCUUGUACGAAUCCUGCGCAGUACAGUCAUGGUUCGAGUUGGAGGAGGGUGGAUGGCACUGGAUGAAUUCCUGGUGAAGAACGACCCUUGUCGAGCUCGUGGACGUACCAACCUGGAGCUUCGAGAAAAGUUCAUUCUUCCAGAGGGAGCUACGCAGGGUCUGGCAGCCUUCCGGUCCCGGGGGCGGCGAUCCAAACCUUCGUCACGCACUGCCUCACCCACCCGUUCAUCUUCAUCUGCAUCGCACAGCGCCCACAGCUGCGCCUCUCUACCCUCUGCACCCGCAACGCCCACAGCCUCCUCAAGGUCCUCCCAAUCCCAAUCUCGUGGCUAUGCCAAGCCCUGGCUGGCACACAGUAAAACUCCAACACCAACCAAGUGCCAGUCCUGCCCAGAGCACAGCCAGACCCCUGGGCAUGAGGGAGGCUCCACAUCUAAGCUGAAAAGACCAACUUUCCAUUCCAGCCGUGGCUCCUUAACUGGUGAGAAUGGUGGAACACCAACCGCUACUAAACCUGGACGCUCCGACACCAAACGCACUCCGUCCUCGACGAGCGGCCCAGCCAGUCGAGCGGGGAGUCGUGCUGGAAGCCGUGCCAGCAGCCGAAGGGGCAGCGACGCUUCAGACACGUCUGAGCUCAUGGAGACACGCUCGGCUUGCUCCGACACCUCAGACACCCCUCACCGGCCUGGGGCCAAACCCUCCAAAAUCCCCACCAUCUCCAAGAAGGCCCCCAGCCCCAAAACACCAGCGGCCAAGAAAUGAAGUCGCCACCUUAUCAGUCUAUGUGACUGACUCUGAGGUGGUUGUGAUUUAACCAGCAGGAGGAGAACACCACACCUUCCUCUCUCAGACGGCUAAUGUGCCGCUCCGCCAGCUCAGACGAGACAGGACCAGACUUAACACCUCCAGCGUCUAGCGCAGCCGCACACUGCUGCACCACCCAGAUCAAUACCUACCAUAAUGCUGCCUUAUUUGUGUUCUACAUCAUGUCCUUAAUUUAACUGGCAUUGCGAUUUCUUGAAUGUGCGAUGGAGAACAUCCGGUGUGAGCAGACA
Molecule: messenger RNA, 24176 nt
Organism: Sinocyclocheilus anshuiensis
Lineage: Eukaryota; Metazoa; Chordata; Actinopteri; Cypriniformes; Cyprinidae
Product: microtubule-actin cross-linking factor 1-like
Exons: 92
Coding region: 73-23883 (7936 amino acids)
Biological process (GO): intermediate filament bundle assembly; wound healing
Cellular component (GO): keratin filament; cell junction; cytoplasm
Molecular function (GO): structural molecule activity; microtubule binding; calcium ion binding
Source: RefSeq, a predicted model, not a curated record